Messenger RNA from Camponotus floridanus (Florida carpenter ant), 5469 nucleotides. RefSeq names its product rapamycin-insensitive companion of mTOR (gene rictor). Bases 535 to 5160 code for a protein of 1541 amino acids. Gene Ontology annotation, molecular function: protein serine/threonine kinase activator activity. Gene Ontology annotation, cellular component: TORC2 complex. NCBI's taxonomy places the organism in Eukaryota, Metazoa, Arthropoda, Insecta, Hymenoptera, Formicidae. The transcript is spliced from 9 exons. Gene Ontology annotation, biological process: positive regulation of phosphatidylinositol 3-kinase/protein kinase B signal transduction; TORC2 signaling. The record is from RefSeq and is a predicted model, not a curated record.
CGUUUGCCACUUGCCACAGCCGGGCAUGCGAAGCGCGAGAUCGAAGUGGCGAAAGUUCGCGGUCGCGAGACGUCGUCUUCGUUUCUCGCCGCCGCCGUGAUCUUCACCGGCGAGUUGCGAUCACCAGCUGUCGCGGAGAGGCCGGCGAACCGGGCGGCCUUCCCCGAGCGGUACCCGUCUUAGCGGUUCGUCUCCCCACCGUUGAUUUCUCGCGUGACGCUUCUGCUCCGAAAUCCGGUGCGCGACACCCACGACGUGCGCACGUUCGUCGACGGGCACUCUCGUUCGCGCUCGCGGGCGCCCGAAUUCACGCGCGCACGCACGCACUUGCACGCACUUGUCACCGCAGGGCUUCGUGCUCGUCCGCUCGCUCGGUGCUCCCGCUCGCGGCGGAGAAUGACAUAUCGCGACGCGCGGAUGACGCGCGACGAUCACGCACGCGGCGGGAGCGUCAUCGAGCCGGGGCAGCGCGUCUACGACGGUUGAAAGCGAGAGGACUUGGAGGAUCGUCGGAGGAUCUGCCGAUCGUCGACGAUGGCGAUCUCGAGCUGGAUGAUGUGGGGUAGGAGCCUACGCACCGGCCGAUCUCAUCGAAGGCAAGACACCGAGGACAAUUGCAUCCAGCUCGAUCUGUCAAGAGGAUUGAAGGAGAAUGUCAAGGAGGUCUUAACUAAUCUUUGCCAGCGUCACAAUGUUCCAAGCGUAAAGAAGCUAGCGUAUCUUAAUGCUAUUGUUAAGUUGAUUAGCGAAUCCGAGUCCCAGGAUUAUGGAUACACUGCAGAAGAUUUGUUCUGUUGUUUGCGUGUGGCUCUGGUCCAUGAAGCGACACAAGUGCGCGCCGCCGCGCUGCGAGCGGUGCGUUACAUGCUCAAGAAGGAACAGGAUGUCAUCGCGAUCAAUAGGCUGCAGUAUCCAUACUUCGUGGCGCGUAGCAUGGACGUUAAUCUGCGUAACGAAAUGGAGAGGAUACAGGCCCUUCGACUCGUCAGGAGAAUCCUGGUAUUAGCUCCCAAGCAUUUCAGUCCCGCUUUAGCGAGAUCUCUAAUUAGUUUAACCAACGGUGGUAUAGAGGAAAGAGACCGUGCAUUUAGAGCGUUUCUAGCAACUCUAUGCGAGCUAGGUGUUUUGAACUCGAACCUACUAAUAAGCUGCGGCGGUGUCGGCGCACUGGCAAGAGCCGCGAUGACCGGCCAAAGCGCCGCCGCGGUCGAAUCCAUCGUUGGAGUGCUGCUGCGUCUGUUGAACAACCCUGAUACACGCAGCAGCGUUUCUCUUCUAUGCUUCGCCGCACCGUACUGCGAGCUUCACUCCUCGAGCAUGGAGAGAACCAAGGAGGAGCGCGAACAAAGAUUUGCCGCAAGCAAACUUGCUCUGCUAAGCAUCCUUCGCUCGUACUCGGGCGUCCUUCAUUUCUGUCGGUCGGACAAUAAUUCGGGCCUCAAGGCCAUCGCGGAUAUCCUGUAUGUGGAACAAUUGGAAGUGCGUGGCGCCGUGCUGGAGUUACUCUACGAGCUAUUAGAUCUGCCGUUGCCCACGUGGACCGACGAGCCGGAUGUCGCGUUGGCCGCGGUGGAUCCCAGCAGAUCACGAGAUUCGUGGAAACUGUCCGAAGGCUUCGUCGCUGCCGAGGGAAAGUUUAUACUGCCAUCCCUGUCGUCGCACUGUCCCAAUAUCACAGAGAUACACUCAGCGUUGUUGGUGUACGUUCUUCUCGAAUGCGGUCUCCAUCGAGCCCUCGCGGAAACCAUCGUCUCCAGUGAUACGUUUAUCUCGGUGCGCGCGGCGGUUCUUCUAGGAGCGUUGUUACAUCUCGCACAUUCGCUUCUACCGUCCGAGCUUUGCGAUCUUACGCCGCCGCUGCCGAAUCUACUAGAGCAUGCUAGCGCCGGUAAGCAUCAGGCGUUAGCGGCGGUCACAAUUCUCGAGCGAAUGCACACCAUGAUGCGACGCAGACCUACUCCGGCGAGUCUCUUCCUUGAUCGGAUUCUUCAGGCUGGCACAUGGUUACGUCCAACCCUGCCACGACGUCAACGACCAUCCGGCAGGCACUGGUUGCGAAUCGGCCGUGAAUCACCGAUUACGCCGUUGCUGAAGGACGCGCAGGUGCUUAGUUCGAAGGACGCUCUCGCCUGGAAUUGGCCGAUAGUGCGGGCGAUUUUGCGAUCGCGCGAGGAUGCGACGAGAAUUCUGCACGAUUCCGAUCAUCGAUUGUUUAUGAAGCGGCUCGUACGUUAUUUCAGACCGUCCUGGAACGGUUAUAGCAGAGUCGAGCUGGGCACGAAUGCAACAUUAGCACGCGAAGCAACUCUCGCCGGCUGCGAUUUGUUGAAUUGCUUGUUGGAACUACACGAACCGGAGGGCGCGCGACUGCUCAACGAACUGAUCGGCGACGUCGCCGAACAGAUCAGCAACAUUCGCACCGCCGAGUCUGCGCAUGACUGCCUGUUCUCGCCACGUCACAUGUCUACCACGUGUUGUCAGAAAUAUUUCCUUUUCCUGGGUCAAUUAAGCUACUCGGCCAAGGGAACAGUGGUCCUCAAGAGUUUUAACCUGUUGGAGAAACUGCAGGAUCUCGCGCUAGCCACUAAUCACGACUGUUAUGUCAAGCUGAUCGUUUCCAGUCUGGAUUACUCUCGAGACGGUCCCAAUAGGAAGCUAUUAAGCAAGAUUAUCUCCGAGGCGACCUUAUGGAGUACACGUUUAUACGCUACGCAGUUUUUACGGUUGAUACUCCGCGCAAGAAUGACGGACGCUGUGCGUUGGGCAAUGUCGCUGUUGGCGGAUCGGCUGUCGGAUAGCACUAUCGCUGUGGCGUUAGCUGCGUUGGAAACGUUACAUGAGGCGUGUAACGAGACUGAGUACUUGGAAGUGUUACUGCAACAAGGUGGACAAUCGCGCGACUGGGACAAAUGGCUGCAACAUCUAGGUGACAAGGGUUACUUAUUGAAGAUUCGGCUUUACUCUCUUCAACAGGGUUUCGCGAGUCUCGCCGCGCCAUCGGAGGAGCUGGAGAAGUGGAUCGGACCCGGCGGUUUCGCUGAGCGAUAUGUGGGACUCGUGGAAGGCGAGAUACACGACGCGUUGACGCGUCGUCAACGAGACGAGACCGGGAGCUAUCAAAGGAGGACCACCAACGUGGCGAUGGUACCGCACGACAUUUUCGUGCUGCCGCAUCUGAUCGGCCAGUUGGCGCAGCACGAACUCGGGAUGCAAUUAUUGUUACGUCGCAACGUGAUACAGCGUUUCGCCCGAUUAUUACAGCGAUUCAAGCUGGAGUUUGGCGGCCGUGAUUCAGAAUCUAACUCGCGAUGCACCAGAACGAGUCGUCUACCUAUUGGCGUCACCGCUACGGCCGUUGCAGGCAUCGCUGACGACGUCGGUAUCGUGUCGGAGGAGUCCGGGACGGACGAAGCUGCGGAGCAGUGCGGUCGCCUCGAGACGAUCCUCGAUUCCGAGGCGUUGGAGAGUGAGUUAACUCGCGAUACGACGAGCCAACCGCGGACCGAGUCACUAAUGGAGAUUCGUCGUAAGACCAGCGUGGACGAUUCCAGGCACACCACUCCGGAGCGAAGCUGGAGGAUGGAGACUGUCGAGUUAUCGCGCGACGAUCACUCUGUAACCGGUCCAAACGGCGGAAUACUCAAAGUCAAAUCGGCUCUAUGGGCUCUCGGCCACGCGGGCACAUCCGUCGCUGGUGUCGAACACCUCAAUCACCUGGGUAUCAUCGAGAUGAUCGCGUCCAUGGCGGAGACGUGUCCGUAUUACUCUGUACGCGCCACCGCGAUGUACGCUCUCAGUCUAAUCGGUACCACUCGCGCCGGCGCCGACGCACUGAUAAAUUUCAACUGGCCGUGCGUCAGGCAUCAACGCGGCGACAAUUGGCCUGUGGUGCCACCCUCGACCAGGUAUCCGGUACCAAGCCCGAUCCCUGUGCAACGGCAUCAUCGCAGCCUUAGCGACGGUAAACCCGAACUACCCGAGCCACUCGUGCGCCGAACGAGGAAUCGAUCCGAGAGCGCGGCCACGGAUCUCGAGGCACGGCGAUACAUUCUUCCAGAGAGAGGCGAAACGCCAAGUCCCGUUUCGAGUAUACAAAGACUUAGCCAACAAGAUGCUGAAGGGUACGCGCGACUACGUAGUUUACAACGUCAUCGCAGACCGAGUUAUUCUCAAAGUAGUUUAGAAAUGUAUAGUUUAGAUGGCCGUCUGUCGUUGCAAAGCCUAUCGGAGUACGAUUCGUCCCGCAGCUGGAUUGCGGAGAAUGCGGUUCUUACUCCGACGCCACCUCCUCCAGAGGACGACAACGAGAAUUUGUUCUAUAUGGGUAUCUGCUUACCGAGGAGGUUGCUCGCGAUCUUUCCCGAACCUCCUCAACCAUCGCAGCCGACUAUCUAUGAGGAUAUCAUUAGAUUCGAAUCAGAGACAACGGAAAUCGACGAGGAAUCCAACUCGGAGUACGAUAUCGAUAGCGAACAUUGCCGCACAUGUCUCAUUUGUUAUCACGGCAAGAGUAGCAAGGAUGCCGGCACGGAACAGGACAUGAAAUUGCGAAAAGAAAUACUUAGGCAUACUCAACGACUUGCAAAUCCCGUAUGGUAUCGUCUUAGUCGUCAAUCGUUACUUAGACUGAGGCAGCGAUUUCCGGAAAAGUUUCAGGAUACCUGUUUGUUUUCGGAUGUAGCCGCUCGCCUAAGUAGCGGUACGUACAGAAUGCCGGCGCGGCGAUUUCUGCAAGAACUGUUUUUAGAUUCUCCAUUUGAUGCACUUUACGUUGAACCAAUCAACAUUCUGAAGAUACCAAUUGGUACAGAGGAAAAUCCUCUGCAAUCUGUUCCUAGCUCCGAGGCUAGUCCUCGGCAGCAAUCUACCAGUCCUGUGGAGGGCAAGAUUAACGGAAGACUUACUUUGACUGAGAUACAAACGGCACAACUGGCCUCGGUCGCCGAGGAAGGUUCCUCUGUCAGCAGUGAAUCAUGCAGCAUUGCACUUUUAUGUAAGAAAAAACCUCAGGAGAUUGCUCGGUCGAUGCAGGAACGGCGUAGCGAUGAGAAGAUCAUAGCCGAGAUCCUGAAGCCAGAAGAACGGAUACGCUUGUCAAAGAGUUCCGAUAGAUCGUUAAAAGUAUCAGGUACAAACACUGCCAUCAGCCUUGAUUCGUAGUUUUUGAACUUUCGAUCACUACUGUGUGUACAUAUUUUGUAUUAAAAUAAUAAUGAUGUAUAAAAAUAAAUUAUUACACACACUGCCGGAAAAAUCAGAGAUAUAUUCUUAUAAAUGUAUAUAUAUUUCAACGUUUCCUUCUACUUUUUAUGUGCUUUGUCUAUUCAGAAUUAUUUAUUAUGAUCGAAAUAAUUGUUAAUUUAUAUUUUAUGUCUGCAACAGGUGUCCCUUCUUCUGUAUUAUUUUCUACCAAUUUUUGAUUUUUUAGUAGAAAACUAAUAAGAAGUAGGGAGAGAAAGAAAGAGAGAG